CCCGUUCCUGGGGCCGGUUCCCCAGAGCCACAACCAGAAAUGUUACAGAUAAAGAAAGAAGAACCGGACCCUGAGGACCAUCAGACCCCAAUGGAAAGCUCAGCAGCGCCACUUACUGAUGGGGAGUCACAGCCAGAAAUAUUACAGAUAAAGAUAAAGGAAGAAGAACGAGACCCUGAGGACCAUCAGAACCCAAUGGAAAGCUCAGCAGCGCCACUUACUGAUGGGGGUUUCCCAGAGGCAGAAGUAAUUCUUCACAUAAAGAUCAAGAAAGAAGAACCGGACCCUGAGGACCAUCAGACCCCAAUGGAAAGCUCAGCAGCGCCACUUACUGAUGGGGGUUCCCCAGAGCCACAGCCAGAAAUAUUACUGAUAAAGAUAAAGGAAGAAGAACCGGACCCUGAGGACCAUCAGAACCCAAUGGAAAGCUCAGCAGCACCACUUACUGAUGGGGGUUCCCCAGAGCCACAACCAGAAAUGUUACAGAUUAAGAAAGAAGAACCGGACCCUGAGGACCAUCAGACCCAAAUGGAAAGCUCAGCAGCGCCACUUACUGAUGGGGCUUCCCUAGAGCCACAGCCAGAAAUAUUCCAGGUAAAGAUAAAGGAAGAAGAACCGGACCCUGAGGACCAUCAGACCCCAAUGGAAAGCUCAGCAGCGCCACUUACUGAUGGGGGUUCCCCAGAGCCACAACCAGAAAUGUUACAGAUAAAGAAAGAAGAACCAGACCCUGAGGACCAUCAGACCCAAAUGGAAAGCUCAGCAGCGCCACUUACUGAUGGGGGGGGGUACAUGAAGGCGGAACCCAAUUUAGACUCUGCUGAACUGCCCAAACCAGAGACUGACUCGGAGUCCGGCACAAGAGAUGGCGAUUGCUUAACAAGCUCUGAUGGAUCAGGUUUUAUCUGCUAUAAGUGUGGGGAAACCUUCUCUGGGAAUAGUCAUCUUCUCGCCCACCUCUGUGGGACAAAGGAGAGAAUUCCCCCUGGGGCGGAACCAUUCAUGUGCACGGAAUGCAGUCAGUGUUUUACAGAAGAGAGAAACCUCCUUAUACACCAGAAGAUUCACACAGGGGAAAAACGCUUCUCAUGUAAGGAAUGUGGGAAAAGCUAUUCAUUAAAUACCAGCCUAAAUAGACACAAGCGCAUUCACACAGGCGAGAGACCCUAUUUGUGUACGGAGUGUGGAAAGUCGUUCUUUGACAAGACCCAACUUCGAGGUCACCAGAAGAUUCACACCGGGGAGAAACCUUUUGCCUGUACAGAAUGUGGGAAAUGUUUCUUUUCAAAAUUCGAACUUCAGAAGCACCAGAGGAACCACACCGGGGAGAAACCCUUUAUCUGCACAGAAUGCGGCAAAUGUUUUUCUACAAGCAGUAGCCUCUGUAAUCACAAGAGAAUUCACACAGGGGACAAACCCUAUUUAUGCACAGAGUGUGGGAAAUCAUUCUAUGGAAAAAGCCACCUACUUAAUCACCAAACAGUUCAUACAGGGGAGAAACCAUUCACCUGCACAGAAUGUGGGAAAUGUUUUACUGAAAAGGGAACCCUUUGCCUGCACCAGAAAGUUCACACCGGGGAGAAUCUUUUCACCUGUACAGAAUGUGUGAAAAGGUUCACUGAAAAGAGGGCCUUUCAAACCCACCAGAGAAUUCACUCAGGGGAGAAACCAUUCAGCUGCACGGAAUGUGGGAAAAGUUUUACCGGAAAGAACAACCUCCAAAAGCACCAAAAAAUCCACACGGGAGAGAAACCAUUCACCUGUACAGAAUGCGGGAAAUGUUUUACCGGACGCAGCACCCUACAGAACCACAAGAGAACCCACACCGGGGAGAAACCAUUCACUUGUGCAGAGUGUGGGGAAAGUUUCUCUGUCAGAAGCACGCUGCACAAUCACAAGAGAAUACACACGCGGGAGAAACCCUGGGGGGUUGAACCAUUCACGUGCACAGAAUGUCUGAAAAGCUUUUCGACCCAUUACCGACUUCUGAGCCAUAUCAGAACUCACACUGGGGAGAAACCAUUCCCCUGCAUGGAAUGUGGGAAAAGCUUUCCUCAUAAAUACAACCUUCAAGUGCACCAAAGAAUUCACACAGGGGAGAAACCAUUCACUUGCGCAGAAUGUGGGAAAAGCUUUCCUUUCCUCACUAGUUUCAUUAGACACAUGAGAAGUCACACAGGGGAGAAACCCUUCAACUGUGCGGAAUGUGGGAAAAGUUUUACUGGAAGAAGAGAACUCCUUGACCACCAGAACAUUCACACUGGGGAGAAACCGUUCACCUGCACGGAUUGUGGAAAAUGCUUUGCUGACAAGAGCACGCUUCGACGGCACAAGAAAAUUCACACCAGGGAGAAACCUUUUACCUGCACAGAAUGUGGGGAUAGUUUUCCUUUAAGCAGUGAUUUGCAUAAACACCAGAGGCUGCACACAGGGGGCAAACCUUACUCAUGUACAGACUGUGGGAAAUCAUUCUCUAAAAAAAGCAAACUUCACAACCACCAAAACAUCCACACCGGAGAGAAACCAUUCAUCUGCGCCGAGUGUGGGAGGUGCUUCGCCGACCAGAGCACCCUGCGAAGGCACAAGAGAGUUCACUCUGGGGAGGAAUCUACAACAUGCGUGGAAGUUUGGAAGAGUUUUAUGGAAAAGGGCAGCCUUCCUGUGCAACGGAAGAUUCACACAGGGGAGAAACCAUUCUCAUGUAAAGAAUGUGGGAAAAGGUUUUCUUUAAACACCAGCCUUUAUAAACACAAGAGAAUUCACACGGGGCAGAGACCUCACUCAUGUACAGACUGUGGGAAAUCUUUCUUUCAAAAAACCCACCUUCAAAGUCACCAGAAAAUUCACUCCGGGGAGAAACCCUUCACCUGUUCGGAAUGUGGGAAAAGUUUCUUUUUAAAGAUUGACCUUCAAAAGCACCAGAGGAACCACACCGGGGAGAAACCAUUUACUUGUUCAGAAUGUGGCAAACGGUUUUCUAGAAGCAGCAGCCUCUCAAAUCACAAGAGAAUUCACACGGGGGAAAGGCCUUAUUCAUGUACAGACUGUGGGAAAUCAUUCUAUGUAAAAAGCCACCUUCAAAAUCACCAGACAGUUCACACCAGAGAGAAACCAUUCACCUGCGCAGAAUGUGGCAAAUGUUUUACCGAGAAGGGAACCCUUCGCAUUCACCAGAAAAUUCACACCGGGGAGAAACUAUUCACUUGUGGAGAAUGCUGCAAAAGUUUUACUGCAAAGAGCACCCUUCAGAACCACCAAAGGAUUCACACCGGGGAGAAACCAUUCACCUGUACAGAAUGUGGGAAAAGCUUUACUGAAAAGAGCACCCUUAAAAAGCACCAGAGGAUUCACACUGGAGAGAAACCUUUUACCUGUACAGAGUGUGGGAAAUGUUUUACGGAAAGGAACACCCUUCAGAGCCACAAAACUAUUCACACUGGAGAGAAACCAUUCACCUGCACAGAGUGUGGGAAAAGGUUUUCUUUAAGAAGUACCCUUUACAAACAUAAAACAAUACAUACUGCUGAGAAACCCUGGGUAGCGGGUGGUCAGAGUUUAUCCGCAAAGGGCAUCCCUGAGUGCAACCAAACAAACUCACACACACUAGAAUAGCACUGAGAGAUGUAGGUAUAGCCCCGGCACUAUCAUGUGAUAGUAUGAACUGUUAUUGGCAAUAAAAUGGUUUUGGAACCUGGGGCCAAAGGCUUAUGGUAAGGAAACGUGGCUCCCAACACUCACAGUGCAGAUUGUAUCUCCCAACCCUCAGGCUCAUACAGUAAAUCAGAGCUGGACAACUUUUUCAGUUCAGCGGGCUUAAAUAUAUCACAUAUUUGGGGUCCAGCUUUACAAAAAAACGUCAGACUGUAGAAUGAAUAGUGUACAGCAUAUAAGCAGUUAAAGUAAGUAAAGGAUAUGCACCCUAAGCACUCUGUGGUGUAGAGAAAGGUAAAUAUAAAUCACAGAGUGCAGAGUAGAGUGAAACCAUGAGGGUGAGAGGCUCAGAGGGAGGAGUCACACUACUAUUCACACAGUUACUACUGGGGGCAAAAUGGGAAUUGCUGGGGGCAAAUGAGCCAGAGAUGUGACCCAAAUGGCAGCGGUUCCUGAUAUCCCUAAUGGGCUGAGGGGAAGGAAUAUGGCAGGGGAGUAUUAAUGGUGGGGUUUCAUGUCAAGUCAGUUUUGUUCCGCACUUUGCUGUGACUCCAUUAAAAACCCACCUGCUCAACAUGAAAUCAUGGGGCAUUUGCUGAAACAA
Messenger RNA from Xenopus tropicalis (tropical clawed frog), 4255 nucleotides. RefSeq names its product zinc finger and SCAN domain containing 30 (gene zscan30). The record is from RefSeq and is a predicted model, not a curated record. The coding region runs from base 40 to 3612 and encodes 1190 amino acids. Gene Ontology annotation, cellular component: nucleus. The transcript is spliced from 12 exons. Lineage: Eukaryota; Metazoa; Chordata; Amphibia; Anura; Pipidae.